AUGAGUCGAUGGAGGGACGAUGAGUCAAAACAUCUCGCCAAUCGCUUGUACCUGCCUGCAGUUCCUGCCAUACCUAUUAGUCGCCAACGCCCCAACAUUUGGACCUACGAGCCGGAAGCCAUCAACCAGCGCCAGGAUCAGCACAGCAAGAAACGUUCGACACCGCGUGGCGCGCACGGCCGCCAUUACGUGCCAGUAGCGAGUUUCGGGAUUAAACUAGUGAACAUAUACGCUUACUGCAUGCUCCGCCUAGUCUCCUGUUGUCUACUGUCAAAGACUGCUGGUGGCCGCUCGGAGGCACUAAUUUAGCCAAGCGAGUGGUACGCACCUGUGUGACCUGCAUUCGCAUGAAGGCACAGACGUUCGCGCCUAUUAUGGGUAACUUACCUUCGCUACGUUUAGACCCAGGGUUCGCCUUUAUGAGUUGCGGAGUAGACUACGCGGGGCCAGUAUAUGUACUUAACCGUAGGGGCAGGGGUGCUAAACCUCAGAAAGCAUACAUCUGUCUGAUGGUUUGCUUCACGACGCGCGCGGUUUAUCUAGACUUAGUCACAAAUCUUAGUACUGAAGGAUACCUACUCGCACUUAAACGCUUUAUUUCGCGCCGCGGUAAGCCUAACGUCAUAUAUUCGGACAAUGGCCGUAACUUUGUAGGGGCAAUGAAAGAACUUUCAUCGUUCCUUCAAGGUCACGCUGAUAAUAUCAUUGAGUGUGCCUCUAAUGAAAACAUUAAUUUACAUUUUAACCCCCCAUAUGCUCCACAUAUGUCUGGAUUGUGUGAAAGAGCUGUACAGUCUUGCAAAUACCACUUGAAACGCGUUAUAGGUAACGCGAAUUUAACGUUCGAGGAAUUUAGCACGGUUUUAGCACAGGCGGAGGCCCUGCUAAAUUCCCGACCCAUGCAUCCUCUUU
Leguminivora glycinivorella is the source of this 912-nucleotide messenger RNA. RefSeq lists its product as uncharacterized. NCBI's taxonomy places the organism in Eukaryota, Metazoa, Arthropoda, Insecta, Lepidoptera, Tortricidae. Bases 1 to 309 code for a protein of 102 amino acids. The record is from RefSeq and is a predicted model, not a curated record. The transcript is spliced from 4 exons.